AUGGCUUCACUCUUUCAGCACUUGCGGAUCCUGCUGUGGAAAAACUGGCUGAGCGUCAAAAGGCAGCCUCUUUGGUCGUUCACCUUAAUUUCCUGGCCUUUGAUUGUUUUUAUAAUCCUGGCUAUUGUCCGAAUCAAAUUCCCUCCAGAACCACAACCAAACUGUUAUCUAGCUCCUCGGAACCUCCCCAGUGCUGGUUUUUUCCCAUUCCUACAAACCGUGCUCUGUGAUUCAGAUGCCAAGUGCAAGGACACACCAUACACACCAGAAGAUCUGUUACCAAGACUUCCUGGCAACUCCCCUCUCAGACGCAGAAAGCAGAAAAGGUCAUCUAACCUGGGGAAGGCCAUCCAUCCAUCACCACAGAGUGUUGAGGUUCCAAAAAGCAGGAACACUUCACGAGCAUUAUCGGAUUCAAUAGCUAACCUGAAAAGCACCUUGGAGGAUAUUUCAUCACCGUCCAACUUGAGUUCCAGAAUAAACAUGCUCAACAAAAUUCUAAGUUUGGAAAAGGCACAGACACAGGAUUCAUCUGCAGCAAACAUCAAGAUUGUUAUCUACUUGAAGUCACAAAAUUUCUCUGGCAGUUCAUUGGACUGGAAUAGGUUGCCUUUGUCUACUGCCAGUCUACUGCCAACUGUUCCCCAGUGGAAUGCCAGUAUAUAUGAAUUGGUACAGAUGGUCCAAAAUGCCUCCAACCAACCUGAAUUGAGACAUUUCUCAAGAGUCUAUAAGAGCAUUGGCAAUCUGAUGAUCACCAAAUGGAACCUGACAGAAGUGGAUUCCAGUGUGAAACUAUUGGAAAUACUUAAAAAAGCUCUCAAUGUUGUUGACAUUGGAUUAGCUCCCAGAAAAGCAAAAGCACAUCAAUUCCUUCAUAACUCUAGUUUGGGAAUGAAACACAGAGAUUCGAAAGGUAUACUUAGUUUGUUAAAACGCUUCCUCAACUCAACUUCUGCCAGAAACAACAAACCUGACUUGGAGAGGAUGUUUAAAAGAUCUGCCUUAUCAAAUGAGAUCCCCACUGAAAGACUUUUCUAUACUAAUCCCUAUUCAGAGGAAACGCAACGUUUUUUAAACUUAACUGGAGUAAUUUGGUAUAAACUUAUUUUAAAUAAAGAGCUUUUAUCCCUCCAAAAACUCCUUGCUACCAUGGCAAAGGUGAAUAUAACUCAGCAUUACCUAUUGAUCUCUUCCCUGCCUAAACUAAUGCAGCAUAUCCAAAAUUCCACUGAUGGAGCUCAAUGGAAUGAGCUCAACAGUUACUGGCACAUUGCUGAAAUAUUGCGGUCCAUGAAAUGGAGCAGCACCGAUGUGAUUGCCUACAAGUCACUUUUAGAUGCAUUGCAAAAACAUUUCCAUACAGUGAAAAAUGGCUCAGGUCUCCAUUUUAGUAACAAAUUGAAGCAGUUGAUACAACUUGCAUCCCAAGAAUAUGGCGGAGAAGCAAAUGUCUCAAAAUAUUUGCAAGCAGUACAAAGGAGUAUAUUCAUUAUAAAUGACUUGCAACAAAAGUUUAAUAUCAGUGAAUUGGAAACUAUUGAUCAGUGGAUGAAUUUUGACAAUAACUCCAUCCAGAGAUUGCUUGACAUAUUGAGUGUGGGAAUGAAAAUCCUUUCUGACACCAGAUUGGGCAAAGCAUCCAAUAAAGAAAAAAUUGAUGCUGUCUAUAAUUUUUCACACUUGCUAUUUCAAAAGGAAUUUAACAAGACUUCCUUACAGCACAAUAUUUCAUUAGAAGCAAAAGUGUUGGAUCUCUUGCAUUUAACUUUGAAUCCCUUCCUGGAGGAAGGUAACAAUGACAACGAAAAGCCACAGAACUGCUCUGUCCAUGACAUUUUUUACAUAACACUUCAGAUGCUGUUUAAAAAUGCCACACUACGCGAGUCCUUACCAGGAAGCCAUUGCAAAUUCCUAUUUACUUCCAUGGACAUUCAGACCAGAACAAUGGAAAAUAAAUCAUUUACUGAAUUGUUUCAGCUUGCACUAAGAAACCUAGAGCAGACUCCAGAAUUUGCUAGCAUCUUCAAAAACAAUAGUAAAUAUUUUUCAAGGGAGCUGUCGUGUAUCAUCCAGUCAUUACAGUUUUCUUCUAGUUUUCUUUCAAAUUUAAAUACUGUCUUUCACUUUAAGAAUCCUUGGAUAGAAGGAAAGUAUCAAACCCUGACAGCCAUCUCUAAGGAACUUCCCCAGAGUAAUACAACGUGCCUACCAUCAGCUUUUCAGAGUAUGGAUAGAGUAUUUAAUUCUCAUCCUUUAAGCAGUUUGAUUGCUUUUAUUUUGAACGAGACGGAUAUGAAUUCACAAAAUUUCUCUAGCAGCUCAGUGGCUUGGAAGAACUUGUUCAUUCUCUUCAGUGAUGACCAGGCUGAUGUCCAGCGGAACUCCAGCGUGUAUGAACUGCUACAGAUGGUCCAAAGUGCCUCCAGCCUCUCUGAAUGGAAUAAUUUCUCCAGAGUCUGGGAAGCAGUUGACAACUUGCUAAGCACCAAAUGGAACCUGACCAAAGCGGUGGGGUAUGUGAAGCUGCUGGAAGUGAUGAAGAGGGAUCUGGCUGACAGCGAAUUAUCUCCAGGAAUAAUAGAAGCUGCUCAUUAUGUUCUUAAGAAACUGAACUCUUCUGAUCUGCCAAUCUUAUUGAAGAUGGACCUCAACCCAGAGUCUGCUCCUAACAGAGCUGAUUUCAAUACUGUAUUGGACAGUGUUGCUCAUCCUUUCAGUGUUAUGGCAAAAACCCUUCUCAAUAAGAGCCUGACUUGGAAUGAAGGAGAACAAACCCUGUCUCCUAACAAUUUGGUCGCACAGUUUCUGUUUUUAGAAUUGGAAAACGCCAUCUUACAGGUGUCAGCCGAUAACAUUUACAAGCCAUACUUGAUCUGUUUAAUGAAUAUGAGUGGAAGUCAAGACAAUGAGUUGACAGAAAACAUAACACGUCUUCUGAACCACGCUCAGCUAAAAGAAGCUCCUUUCACUCAAAAUGGCAUCUAUGAGAAACAUGCAUCUAUUCCAGAGAUCCUACAGUUAAAAACAUCUCGCCUCCGAAGCAUGAUAAAACUUCUUUGUGACUACAAGAGCUAUAAAUCACUGCAGCGUAUCUGUCAGCUCCCUACUGUUAGCUUUGAAGCAUUGUGUGAACAAAGUCAAUUUCAUGAGAAGCUCCUUCACAGCUUUGAGUUAAGCAGUCACCUUGUGACAGAUGUAGUUCAUCACAACAGGGUCUUUCGAGAACUUCGAGAUAUACUGAUUGGGGAUCCCACCAAAAUCCAGUCACAAAUGAAUUGGAUUCAAGAAAAUAUACCGCAAAUUGAUUAUUUUCAAGAUAUCCCGCGGUAUAUGGCUAUAAUGAGUUCCAUGAUGAAUACCACUGAGAAUGCAACAGUUUCUCAAAAGCAAGAAAUGCUAAUGGGUAUGUUUAAAAAUGUCGACCAGCUCAAAGAGGAGCUCAGGAAUGAAGCAGGAAUGUCCACAGCAAGUAUCAAAGCCCUGAUGGAAAUGCCUCUCCCAGAAAACACAACUCAGCUCAUUUCUCAGAUUCUCCAGCUGGAGUCAUGUGACGUCCAUUCCAUCGACCCAAAGCUAGACGCAGUAGUAAAGGAGUUCUGCAACCUGUCACUCCCAGAAAGGACCCGCCAGUCUUACAUGCUGGGGGUCAUAUUCUUACAUCACUUAGACAUUUACAAUUUUCUGUACAAGAUGUUUUUCCCCAAAGAACUGCAGAAAUCAAUGGACAAGAUGUUAGGCCUCCUCAAAGAGAUGGAACAUUUCAGGAACCAGGUGGCAUCUGGCAUGCGUCCGCUGUUAGAAGCUAUUAAUUCAUUCAAAAAACUACGGCAGUCUAGAAAUGUGCCCCUCUCCAAGGCAUUGUUUAAAACAACCAACAUAACAAUAACUCAUGGAUCAUUUAAAUCCAUUUCGAAAGCUCUCUGCAAUGAGGAAAUCACACCCUUGUUUUUUGAAUCUUUGCUGCCUAAUUUUGGAGAUCCAAAAAGACCUAGUUCUUCUACCCAGGAUGAAAAUGUACAGAAAAUAAUGAGGAAAUAUGGCAUUCCCCAGGAUCCCACACCUUUCUGCUUAUCGUUUUAUCUGGAUUUGGUUAGUACCUCUACUGGAGCUUUAAUAUGGUCUUUCCUCAAACCUAUGCUGUUUGGGAAGAUUCUGUAUACACCAGACACUCCAGAAACUCGAGCGAUCAUGGAAAAGUCUAAUGCAACCCUGAAGCAGAUGGCUGAUCUAAUGCAAAAGUCCCAGGAAUGGCUGGACAAGUCACCGUUGAUCAUGAAUUCACUGACUACAUUAAACGAAACAAUUCCAGUUGUCAAGAAUACUCUGCAGAAUCCAUUUGUGCAAGUUUUUAUCAAACUCAUGGUGAAGCUGGAUGCUGUCGAACUGCUGAGCGAAAUAAAUGAACUGGAUGAUAUAAGGUUGGAAUUGCAGAACAACGCUGACAUCAUCAAUCAGCUGAACACAUUAUCUACCCUGGCAGUAAAUGUAUCCUCCUGUGUGUCGUUUGAUCGCAUUCAGGUGGCAAAAAACAGAGGGGAGCUGGAAAUGGUAGCUAAAGAGCUUUUUUUGAGGAAUGAACUUUUUGGAAGUGUCAUUUUCAAUCUACCAUCAAGCAGUAACAGACAGAGGAGAGCAACUCCCGACAGUCUCUCCCUUCCUCCACUGGUCAAUUAUACCAUCCGAAUGAGCAGCAGGAUUUCCCAAACGACAAAUAGGAUCAGGGAGAGGAUCUGGACCGUGGGCCCACAUAAUUCAGCCUCGCAGAGCCAGAUCUACAGCCGAGCCUUUAUCUAUAUCCAGGACAGUAUCGAGAGAGCAAUCAUUGAGUUGCAGACUGGGAAGAGUCCAGAGGAAAUAGCUGUUCAAAUCCAGGCCACUCCCUACCCCUGCUACAAUAAGGACAUGUUCUUAAGCAGUGUGACCUACUCUCUUCCAUUUGCUCUGAUGGCUGCUUGGUCAUUGUUUAUAGCUGCUUUUGUGAAAAAACUUGUUCAAGAGAAAGAUCUAAGGCUAUAUGAGUACAUGAAGAUGAUGGGUGUCAACUCCAGCAGCCAUUUCAUUGCCUGGUUCAUUGAAAGUGCUACCUUCCUUCUAAUCACAGUCGUGUUUCUCAUCAUUAUACUGAAAGUUGGCAACAUCCUGCCCAAAAUCAAUGUGGUGAUUCUGUUCCUGUACCUCAUGGACUACAGCCUCUCCAUCAUAGCCAUGUGUUACCUCAUCAGUGUCUUCUUCAACAACACCAACAUCGCCGCCUUGGUUGGCAGCCUUAUUUACAGCCUCACCUUUUCUCCCUUCAUUGUGCUGCUGGUAAUUGAGAAUCAUUUGAGCUUUUCAGUGAAGAGUCUGCUGAGCCUAUUGUCCCCAACUGCAUUCAGUUAUGCAAGUCAGUACAUUGCUCGUUAUGAGGAACAGGGCAUAGGCCUGCAAUGGGACAAUAUGUAUAGCUCACCCAUGUCUGGCGACAAUACUUCUUUUGGCUGGAUGUGCUGGCUAAUUCUGAUAGACUCUUUCAUCUAUUUCAUUCUGGGUUGGUACAUUAGGAAUGUUUUCCCAGGAAAAUAUGGCAUGGCUGCCCCAUGGUAUUUCCCAUUGCUUCCAUCCUACUGGGCCGAAAGCUACGGUGACAGACCAUUAUGGAAUGAGAAAAGAUGCAGUCUCCUCUUCACCAAACUCUUUCUAAGAAACAAGGCUGCAUUCGCCAGUAAGAUGUAUGUCAAAAGUGCCCUUCCUCCUAACCUCGAGCCUGAACCCCCCAACCUCACCGUGGGAGUCUCUCUUCAUGGAAUAACAAAGACCUAUGGCUCCAAAGCUGCCGUUGAGAACCUCAGCCUGAACUUCUAUGAAGAAAACAUCACCUCCUUGCUGGGGCACAAUGGAGCUGGAAAAACAACGACAAUAUCUAUUUUGACAGGGCUGUUUCCUGCAUCAUCAGGCACGAUAUUUGUUUAUGGCAAAGAUAUCAGGACCGAUCAGGACCUCAUCAGGAAGAACAUGGGUGUCUGUAUGCAGCACAACGUGCUAUUUAGUUACCUCACUGCCAAGGAACAUUUGCUGCUCUAUGGCUACAUCAAAGUCCCGCACUGGAGUGAGCAGGAGCUGGAUGAGGCAGUGAAAAGGACUCUGAAGGAUACUGGCUUGUACAACCAUCGUCACAAACUAACUGGCUCCCUGUCGGGAGGGAUGAAAAGAAAGCUGUCUAUAUCGAUAGCUCUCCUUGGUGGAUCAAGGGUCGUGAUCUUGGAUGAACCAACCACUGGUGUGGACCCAUGCUCUCGGAGGAGUAUUUGGGAGAUUAUAUCGAAAAAUAAAAAAGGCCGAACAAUUAUUCUCUCUACCCAUCACUUGGAUGAAGCGGAAGUUUUGAGUGAUCGAAUUGCGUUCCUGGAACAUGGAGGACUCAAAUGCUGUGGGUCUCCAUUCUACCUCAAAGAAACGUUCGGUAAUGGAUACCACCUGACUCUCACUAAGAAGAAGUGUCCAAACCAGAACCUGGCAGAGGAGUACGACACCUCAACAGUGACCUCCCUGAUCCAGUCACACCUCCCAGAAGCUUAUCUCAAGGAAGAUGUUGGUGGAGAGCUUGUGUAUGUGCUUCCACCAUUCAACUCCAGAGUCUCUGGAGCGUAUCAAUCUCUCCUGAGGGCUCUAGAUACUGGCUUGAGUGAUCUCCACAUUGGCUGCUAUGGCAUUUCAGACAGCACCGUGGAAGAGGUAUUUCUUAACCUGACUAAAGACCUGGAGAAAGACAAACAGCAUGAUCCUGGAUUGUCCCAACAGGCCAGUGGACUAAUGGACAGCAAGGAGAUGUCUCUGAGCACGGAUAGCGUCACUGGAAGAGAUGACCAAGCCCUGGUCAGAUCAAAAAAGGUGACCGGUUUGCCACUGCUGCUCAAGAAGACAACAGCCAUUUUCAUUAAGAGGUUCCACCACACCAGACGGAACUUGAAAGGCUUUUUGACUCAGGGCAUCCUACCUGUGAUCUUUGUGACAGUAGCCAUGGGCCUCAACACAUUGAGAACUGAGGUGGCUGAAUUCCCAGAACUCCACCUUUCUCCCUCCCUGUAUGGUUCCUCAGGGCAAGCAGAUUUCUUUGGGAACUUUAAUGAGACCACAGAUGCUUUAGUUGCUUCGAUGCUUUCUUUCCCUGGAACAGAUAACACAUGCUUGAAUGAAAGCAAUUCGGUGUGUUUGAACGACAGCAUGCUUGGCCAGUGGGUAUUCCAUGGAAACCAGAGUACUAGAUAUUCUGCAUGCAACUGCACAGCCAGCAGCCAGACUUGUCCAAAGAUUGACUUCUCCCCACCUCACAAAAGAACUUUUUCCUCUCGGAUGAUUUAUAAUCUUACUGGGCAUGAUGUGGAAACGUACCUUCUAGCAACUGCCAAAGAUUUCCUCCAGAAAAGAUAUGGCGGCUGGAGCUUUGGGUUGCCUUUGACUACUGACCUCAAGUUUGAUAUACGCCCAGUGCCUGCAAACAGAACGCUAACUAAGGUGUGGUAUAAUCCAGAGGGGUAUCACAGCCUUCCAGCCUACCUCAACAGCCUCAACAACUUCAUUCUUCGAGCGAACAUGCCAAAAAACGAGUCUUCCAAAUAUGGUAUUUCCAUUGUGAGUCAUCCCUAUCCCGGUGGACAGAGUAAAGAACAAGUCAUGCUCAGCAGCUUGCUUGAUAUCCUAGUCUCAAUGUCUGUCCUGAUUGGCUACUCCAUCACAACAGCAAGCUUUGUGCUUUAUGUGGUGAAAGAACAUCAAACCAAAGCUAAGCAACUGCAGCAUAUUUCAGGCAUCGGCGUGACAAGCUAUUGGGUGACUAACUUCAUCUACGACCUGGUUCUUUUUAUGGUCCCGGUUGCCCUCUCAAUAGGAGUUAUUUCAGCUUUCCAAAUACCUGCUUUCUUCAAUGAUAAUAACCUAGUGGCUGUAUUUCUUUUGAUGAUGAUGUUUGGAUAUGCAACGUUUUCAUGGAUGUACUUGCUGGCUGGGAUCUUCAAGGAAACAGGAAUGGCCUUCAUAGUUUAUGUCAGCAUCAACUUGUCCUUUAGCAUUAAUACCAUCAUUACUCAUUCAGUUGUGUUUCUACUUUCACAAGAAAAGGCUACUGAUCAGGGCUUGCAUGAUCUCUCUGAAAUCUUGAGGCACGUUUUCCUGAUCUCUCCACAAUUCUGCUUUGGAUAUAGCUUGAUUGAAUUGUCUCAGCACCAGGCGCUGAUGGGCUUCUUAAAAGCCUAUGGCGUGGAUUACCCUGACAGAACCUUUGAGAUGGACAGAAUAAGCUCCAAGCUGCUUGGCAUGUUUAUCCAGGGCACUAUAUUCUUUGCAAUUCGGCUCUUAAUGCAUGAUGGGAUGAUUCAGAAAGUCUGGUCUAGUAUAUUAGAAUUCCUGUUCGACAAAGUGCAUGGCAGGCCACCGCUUCUGCUGGAGGUAGCUGAUGAAGACAAAGAUGUUCAGGCUGAGAGGGAGCGGGUUGAGUCUGGCCGAGAAGACAUCGACGUGGUACAGCUCCAGAGCCUCACCAAGAUCUACCAUCUUCCUCUCAGAAGAAUCAUGGCAGUCAAAAAUGUCAGCAUUGGAAUCCCAGCAGGAGAGUGCUUCGGGCUGCUUGGUGUGAACGGUGCCGGAAAGACAACUAUCUUUAAAAUGCUAACAGGAGACAUCGGGGCUACCAGUGGAAGAUUGAGAGUACGGGAUCAAACUGGAUCCCUGAGUGACAUUGAUGACACCCACUGGUCGCUCUUCGGCUACUGCCCUCAAGAAGAUGCCUUGGAUGACUUGCUGACAGUGGAAGAGCACAUGUACUACUAUGCUCGGCUACACGGCACCCCAGAGAAACAGAUUAAAGGAAUUGUACAUCAGCUUCUUCAUAGACUUAAUCUGAUGCCGUACAAAGACAGAGUCACCUCGAUGUGCAGCUAUGGCACUAAUAGAAAGUUAUCAACUGCUCUGGCCCUCAUUGGUAAUCCAUCAAUUCUACUGCUGGAUGAACCAAGCUCUGGAAUGGAUCCUAAUGCUAAACGAUACCUUUGGAAAAUCAUCACUGAGGAAGUUCAGAACCAAUGUUCAGUGAUACUCACUUCCCACAGCAUGGAAGAAUGUGAAGCUCUCUGUACCAGGCUGGCUAUUAUGGUGAAUGGACGUUUCCAGUGCCUUGGCUCUUUGCAGCAUAUUAAGACCAGGUUUGGAAGAGGAUUCACCGUGAAGAUGCACUUGAUGAGCAGCGAGGUCAGCACGGAGGCUCUGACGGAGUUAAUGCAGUCCCACUUUCCAGAUACAUGCCUGAAGGACCGGCAUCUCAACAUGGUGGAAUAUCACGUGCCCAUCUCCGCAGGAGGAGUAGCAAACAUAUUUGAUCUUCUGGAAACCAACAAAAUAGCCUUCAAAAUCAGGCACUUCUCAGUGAGUCAAACCACUCUAGAGGAGGUUUUCAUCAACUUUGCCAAAGAUCAGACUGGGGCUGACAAUGCAGAUGCGAGUACAGAUGUAGGCUCAGAUUGCUCGGAUACAAGUAGCCAAGAUACCAACAUAAGCGCCAUCUGUUAAAGGGAUAUUGCGGUGUUAAAAAAAUCAUAUUUUUCUAAACAAUGGGUUUUUUACUUAUUUUGUUAUUAGCAACCUGGUAAACAUGUAAAACUGGCAUAUCAGAUUAGUCUUGCCCCAAUCUUACAGUUCUUGUUCUAGUUUUAUUUUAUAUCUAUAUUGUGAAGUUGGUGACAUCUCCUGAUACUUGCUGUUCAAAUACACUGGAAGCUCUUCACCAUUGGCUGUCACCAAGAAGAACAGUGGGGGAUAGAGUAGAGCAGCUGCUCUGGAGUCAGGGACAUAAGUGAGAAGAAGGACGGGACAGUUGUUCGGACGCUAGCUGGGCUCUCAGGAAACCCGGGGUUCAAUUUCCUGCUUUGCCCCAGACUUUCUUGUGACCUUGGGCAAGACACUUGAAAUCUCAGUCAAAUGGCAGGCAUCACAACACUUCCCUCCCCCCAGAGGUGUUGUGAGUCUAGAUACAUUAAAGGUGGUGAUACUCCAGCAAUGGGGUCCAUCUUAGAUAGCUAUGUAAAGCUUUUCUCUGUGUGUGGAUUAUGUCAGUAUUAAUACAGUUAUUUAAAAUCCACGCUUCCUGUUGUUUUUGUUUGUUUAUGUAGUUUGCACCAACUCUACAUGACCCCUAAUACAAAUCUCCCGGUCCCGGCAAUUUUCCCCUACCCAUACUCCACAACUCAGCAAACCCAACAGCCUGACCACAGGAAGCAUUAUACCUAGCAAUAUUGCCCAGUCCAGUUUAAACACCACCUCUCUGCC
Molecule: messenger RNA, 10296 nt
Organism: Dermochelys coriacea (leatherback sea turtle)
Lineage: Eukaryota; Metazoa; Chordata; Testudines; Dermochelyidae
Gene: ABCA12
Product: ATP binding cassette subfamily A member 12
Exons: 51
Coding region: 1-9540 (3179 amino acids)
Biological process (GO): lipid transport; transmembrane transport
Cellular component (GO): membrane; intracellular membrane-bounded organelle
Molecular function (GO): ATP hydrolysis activity; ABC-type transporter activity; ATP binding
Source: RefSeq, a predicted model, not a curated record